Macrosiphum euphorbiae (potato aphid) is the source of this 1053-nucleotide messenger RNA. NCBI's taxonomy places the organism in Eukaryota, Metazoa, Arthropoda, Insecta, Hemiptera, Aphididae. The record is from the annotation of a GenBank genome assembly.
AUGCUUGAUAAAAUUAACAGGCUUAGAACGGCAGCUCAGACCAUGGCACUUGAAAAUAGCAGACUUGCCGGCGAGCUGAAGGGCAAAGAUGAAGCCCUCCAACAGAGCCUCACCGUGUUCAUCGAAAAACUUGACAUGAAGAACGUCGAAGCCAGCGGCCUGAGAGUCGAACUGGACGCGUUAAAGGCCACCACGGUAGCGCCAAGCCCGGCUCUCACACAACAGUCCUCGUACGCCGAUAUGGCGGCGAAUACAGCGCCAAGAACAACAGCUGUGCCGAAAACCGCAAGCGCGCCCCCGGUUAAGUCCAAGAAGACGGCCGAGAGGGACCAAAUUAAUAAGAGUAGGAAAGUUAAAGCGACAUCUCGGUUCGUUAUCGAGAUACCGCAGAACAUGUCAGUGGUGAACGCGAAAGCGGGAGUCUGGCAUGCAGUUAAGGCGAAGUGCAGCAAUCCGAAGGCAAAGACCAUAGUAAGUGGUAAGUCACUCGUCAUAAUCCCGGAUGAUGCCAAUACGUUGGAGGUGAUAAGAGGCAUUGACAACAUUAUAGAGAUAGGCCCGAAAAAGCUCGGAGUCAUAAUAUAUGACGUUGACGGCGGCAUCUGUAAGGACGAACUGACCGAGUGUCUGGUGGCGCAGAACGCAGAGCUUGGCAUUACGGCAGAAGAUAUGGGCAACUCUAUGCCGCUUCACAAGCUGGGCCCGCGCAGCAGCGAUGUGGUCCACUGGAUUAUGGAAGUUCCCCCAAGUGUUCUCGCCAAGAUAGAGAACAAAUCGCUAUAUAUGGGCAUGACUAGAUGCAGGUGCAAAUUGCACAGCACAUUACCUCAGUGUUAUAACUGCCAACAAUUCGGGCAUACAUCUGCUAGAUGCGAACAGAAGACGCCUUCGUGCAGGAACUGCGCGGGCGCACACGACUCCCGGGCUUGUAAGGAUUACGGGGUGAAGUGUGAGAACUGUAAGGGACCCCACAAGGCGUCAAGCGCAAUAUUCAAAGCCAGGGGACAGGCAGCUAGGAGCCUUAUCAGGCGUACGGAUUUCAGAACCCAAUGA